CGGAGCAAGAAGCGCACACCAAACGGAACCGAAAGAACACCAGGCAUCGAUCGACAGUCCAAGAAGCAAAGAACGCCGAACCCUCUCUCCCAGCUGACUGACUCAGCUGUUGCUGCUGCGAUCAUGGACAAGAUCCUGGCUUUCUCCAUCCUGAGCUCGUCCCCUGCCGACAUCGCGGCCGGCGGGUACUCCACCAGGCUCUCGUGGAGGAGCUCCGGCGGCAAGCAGCAGGAGGUGGAGAGGGCGCCGAAGCAGGAGAAGGCCGAGCGCCAGAGCUCACGGCCGGUGACGGAGAGGAAGGUGAAGACAACGGCGCGGUUCGCGCCGGAGUUCGACGGGAUCAACUGCUUCGAGUCCAUAGUUUCCUUCUGAGCAGUGUUAAUUCCCCCUUUUAUUCUUUUAUUGCUCGGUGAAGAGAGUUGUAAUUUGUACAGAGCUGCAUACAGCACGCAAGUGAAUGGAUGAUCAUACGUUCGUUUGACUUAUUAA
Messenger RNA from Phragmites australis (common reed), 489 nucleotides. RefSeq lists its product as uncharacterized. The record is from RefSeq and is a predicted model, not a curated record. The coding region runs from base 124 to 372 and encodes 82 amino acids. NCBI's taxonomy places the organism in Eukaryota, Viridiplantae, Streptophyta, Magnoliopsida, Poales, Poaceae. The transcript has a single exon.